AUGUAUGCAUAUACCGACAAAAUAUAAUCAAUUAAUUCCAUCAAGGAGUAGUUUAAAAGAAACGGCAAACACCUUGGUCAUUUUAAGUCAAAAUAUGUAGAUUUAUUUGGAAGCCUUUACUUAAGUGAGCUCAAAGGAGCGGAAUUGAAGUCGGAAUGGAAAAGAGCAUUUAUUGAAGUUGCAGAUGAUAUAUAAGAUGAAAAAUAGCUAGGGCUUUUCAUCACUCGAGUAGGAUAAGAAAAAAUAGAGAAUAGCUCUAUACAGUUUAGAAUAUACUUUAUCAAAAACUUUAUGAAGGAUCAAUCAUGUAUCAUAGUAAAGACUGGGCAUGGAAUGGCUGAUGGUGUAGCAGUCAUUUUGGCAGCUUGCGCAACUUAGGAUACUUUUGACUCCUAGCAGUUGCCUUAAUUGAGACCAUUUAAGUUUACCGAUUUCUUAAUGACUCAUUUGAUGAUAUUCUUUUUCUUGUACUAUGUGAUUUUCCCGCCGAAGCAAGUAGUCUAACCAAUAUAAAUAGAUCCACCUUGCUGGAAUAAAGUUGAAAUAACACCCUCGCAAUCAAUUUCUAAAGACUUUAAGGUCUCUGAUGUGUACAAACUUUCAAAGAAGUUUAACUGUAGUGUAAAUGAUUUAAUGAUGACAGUAAUUAAUGUUAGUAUGAGAGAUUACUUUUCUAAAAAAGGACAAUAUUAUGAGUAGAUUAAAUAUGCUAUUCCUAUGAAUUGCAGGAGGAUACCUUAAAGUUUCGAUGAAUUCUACUACUUGAAUUACUCUCACGCAGAAACAAUAUUCUUAGAUAUGAAAAAGGAAUAUGAUUUUUAGACUGUGGUCCAUCAAGGGAGAGAUCAUAUGAAUCAGCUAAAGAAUAGUUAUAGAGAACUAAUAUCAAUUUAUUUGAUAAAGAUGGCCAGUUAUUUCAUUCCAAGCUUCGUUCUUAAUAUGAUGAGACAAAAAAUGAUUGAUAACUUACCUAAAAUAAGCAUCUCUAAUAUAAAUGGACCAAAAAUUCCUUUAGAAUUUGGAGGUGCUAAAACUAGAGCCAUUUCAUUUACUUGCAUUUUUGAUGGUUAAUUUUGUUUUUUCUCUAUAUUCUCACACUAGGAUGUAAUGAAAUUAGGUUUAUAUGUAACAAAAAUGAAUGUGAUUGGAAAUGAAUUGAUGGAAAUGAUUGAAAUUAAAAUUGAGGAUUUAUUAAAGCAAAAAUAGAUCUAAUGA
Stylonychia lemnae is the source of this 1215-nucleotide messenger RNA. The record is from the annotation of a GenBank genome assembly. Lineage: Eukaryota; Ciliophora; Spirotrichea; Sporadotrichida; Oxytrichidae.